This is a messenger RNA of Salvia miltiorrhiza (redroot sage), 944 nucleotides long. RefSeq lists its product as uncharacterized. The transcript is spliced from 2 exons. Bases 1 to 864 code for a protein of 287 amino acids. Gene Ontology annotation, molecular function: zinc ion binding. The record is from RefSeq and is a predicted model, not a curated record. NCBI's taxonomy places the organism in Eukaryota, Viridiplantae, Streptophyta, Magnoliopsida, Lamiales, Lamiaceae.
AUGUUGGAAGCAGUUAGAAGUGGCCUUAGGGAGAGACAAUUUCAGAAGUUAAAACAUGUUGAAAGUGUGUCUGAUGUGUUAACACCUGCUGUUAGAAAAAAAGUUGAAAAAUUGAAGAGUUUGGCUAGGUUCUGUACAGCUCACCCUGGGCUAGGGGGUAAGUUUGAGGUUGAGAACAAGGAUGAUAGAUUCAUAGUUUCUUUACCUGAAAGAAACUGCAGCUGUAGAGUUUGGGAGCUCACUGGCAUUCCAUGUAUCCAUGCCAUUUCUGCUAUCCAUUUCAUGAAGGAAGAUCCAGCCAAUUAUGUCCACAAGUACCUGACUACUGAGACCUACUUGAAAGCAUAUUCAUAUCCAUUGGAGCCAAUAAAUGGUGAAAGACAAUGGCCCAAGGCAGUAGGCUAUCCAGUUCAACCUCCACAAGUGAGGGUGAUGCCUGGGAGGCCAAAGAAGAAAAGGAGAAGGGAUCAGGAUGAGAAGGAUCCCAAAAAUCCUUCUAGACUGACUAGGGCAGGGACUGUUAUGACAUGCCAAAAUUGUUUUCAGUUAGGUCACAAUUCCAGAGGGUGCAAGAAUGAGACUGUGGAGAAAGAGAAGCCAGAAAAGAGAAAGCCAGGAAGACCAAGGAAACACCCUAUGCCAGAUGAUGAUGUGAACUCAGGUGGAGCAAGUAAGAGUAAGAAGAAGAGUAAGAGUAAGACCCUAGCUAUGGAACGAGCACAGGCAUCAAAGGGUGUAGGGCACUUUGUGGGAGAGGAGACAGGAAACUCUUACAUUUGCUCUGGGAGUAUAGUGCAUCAAGUACCAAGAGGGGAAGAACUAUCAUCUCAAGUGCCAACCCAACAAUCCCAAACCAAGAACUGACUGUUGAAGCUGUCCUUAUUUUGAAGUGGUUUUAAAUGUCCAAAGUUAGCUCAGAAACUUGUUUUUGAAGUUCAAACUUA